Molecule: messenger RNA, 2501 nt
Organism: Gymnodraco acuticeps
Lineage: Eukaryota; Metazoa; Chordata; Actinopteri; Perciformes; Bathydraconidae
Product: usherin
Exons: 13
Coding region: 539-1597 (352 amino acids)
Source: RefSeq, a predicted model, not a curated record
GGGUCUUAGUCAAAAGGUGUCAUCUUGCUGUGGACUGAAGGCCUACGACGAACUCAAUUAUAUAUGCUGUGAGUCUAACAUUGCAGCCAAGCCUGGUCCAAACGCCAAAUGUUGUGGUAAAGUGGCAUUUGAUGUGGACAAGCAGUUGUGUUGUGGUCCGAAAGGAUCUAAGAAGGCAGUGCCGAAAACCUCCACUGAACACCAGUGCUGUGGAGAUAAGCCGUUCAACCUUAGGAAUCAGUGCUGCUGUACUGUUCCUCCCGAGAGUCUUAAGAUUGAAUCCAUCAAUUCCUCUUGCUGUCCGUCAGCUCUCUGUGGAGAGAAGCCCUACAACAUAUCCAGUGAACUAUGCUGUGAUUCAACGGUUGUAAAUACAACUGUGCCAGAUGCCAGUUGCUGCGGUAAAGUGGCAUUUGAUAAACACACGCACUUGUGUUGUGGUCCGCAUAAUAACAAAACGUUCCUGCAGAAAGACUCCAGUGGCCACGUGUGCUGUGGACAUAAGCAGUACAACCCUAAGACUGAGUGCUGCCAUGAGAUGAAUGGAAGCCUAGAGCCAAUGCAGAUAAAUUCCAGCUCCUGCGUGCAGAAUCAGAAACCCUCUUCUCUGCUCAUUCGCAAAGCGACAACAUUUUGUAUCUGUGGGUCAAAGCGUUCCAGCUCCUGUGACAAAAACCAGCCAAAGUCUCAAUGUUGCUGCACCUCAGAACGUUAUGAGGGUGUCCUCACUGUGUAUGACCCAAGUGCGCACAUCCGCUGCGAUGGCUGUGUAACUGGAAGGAAACCUUGGAAAGAUCAAUGCUUCGGACAGACGUCUUAUUGCUUGGCACAAAGCGGAGUCCUCUGUCGUAAAGGCACCUUGUACAAGUACAGAGAUGAUGGGGAGGUAGCUGGAGGGACUCAUCCCUCACCUGAACAACACUACUGCGGGAGAGAACUCUAUCUUCCUGAGGAGGACAUCUGCUGCCAAGGACAAAGGCAUGCCAAAAAUGGAAACUCUCACUGCUGUGGGGGAGAAGCCUACAACAUCUCAGACCCAAAGAAGAAGUGCUGUGCGGGAAGACUUUACAACCUGACUGGACAAAGUGGAGAGAAAUAUUAUAACUGCUGUGGAUCCCUUCUGCAAACCGUAGAGAGUGUUUGCUGCUCCAGCGAGUUCAAUGAGGUGCUCUACUCUAAAAAGAGUGGGUUCGGAUGUUGUGAUCACCAGUACUUCAACGCCUCACUGUGGUCAUGCUGCGCAGGCAGGCUGAGUCCAGCAAAGAACCAAAACAAGAGUAUCAACGAAUCCAAACUCCUGUCCAUAAACAAUCUGAAUGAAUCAGAUCUUUGCACCAAAAUGCAAAUCGGAACAGUGGACAGUGUGUCUCUGAACAGCAUCGUGUUUCGGGAUGUGCUGGAAAUCCAUGGAAGAAAUGCCACUAUGACACAUUUGGCCUUGCCUCACAUCCUGAAGACACCUGACUGCUGCAGCUUCCCUAAACUGACCCCAGGAAAGAUCUACUUCUUUGAUGGAAAGAAUGUCUUCGCUGAUUUCAUCCACGAUUCUGUUCUCCAGUCACUCUAUUUCAUUUUUUCCAAGUGUUAUGGUCCUUAGGUCACCACCUUUACAUGUUGCCACCACCAGUUUAUCUGUUGCUGUAUUCAUGGUCAGGGUUGGUAAAUGUAUCUGAAAAAUCUUCAGUCUUUUAUUGCUUAUCAGCUAUUUAAAAAGUAGUUACAAUAUUUUUCUAUUAUCAUCAUCUUAAGGGACACUGUAAUUAACACGCAGCCAACUACGGUUUUUAGGCCGACAGGCUUUUCUCAUGCACUUUUUAUACGUACCUAAAAACGCAAUGCACUAUAAAUAGUAUGUGACACACCUGAUUGUGAGCCAGGAAAGGUGACGUAGUAUAAAAAGCAACAAAGCUCUUAUUGGGAGGAGGUUGAGGUUGAUGUGUGGGUUCAUCAAACUCAACCUCUGUCCCGUGUGAAACUAAAAGUCAAUGUUGAAUUCUUUGUUCCGUAUCUUUUGCACUAAAUAACCCCACUUCCAAGUAUUCUAACCCAAAACACUAUCCUUUCUAAACCUUACCAAGUAGCUUUGCUACCUAAACAGGUUCUGCAGUGCAGGGGGUUGCACAGGCACACUGUUGUAUUACUAUUGUAUUCCCAGAAUAUGGCACAACAAAUUACAAAAUGAAUGUCUCUGUGUGCAAAGUAUCAAUAAGCCAGCGAUUCUAAUCUAAAACACUUUCAUAACACUUAGUGAAUAUCUUCUCAUAAGCUAUCUGUCCGUUCUGUGUUUGCGUUACAAUAAAAAUGUGGUGUUCAGAAACAGGAUUACCUGAGAACUUGCCAUCUAACCUCGGGUCAAUGCCAUACAUCCUGCGUCACACAGUGAUGUGUGUCUGGUGCGCAUACUCCUUUGCUUGCAUCAGGUAAUUGUACAUUUUAAUAAUAAGCUAGUAAAAAGUUGUUUGUUAACCUAAUCGUUGCCUUAACCCCGGGCUUAAACCUAC